Messenger RNA from Aegilops tauschii subsp. strangulata, 791 nucleotides. RefSeq names its product protein GLUTAMINE DUMPER 6. Gene Ontology annotation, biological process: regulation of amino acid export. The record is from RefSeq and is a predicted model, not a curated record. NCBI's taxonomy places the organism in Eukaryota, Viridiplantae, Streptophyta, Magnoliopsida, Poales, Poaceae.
CUCCUCUCGGUCGCAGUCUCCCACUCAGACGUUACAGCCACCCACAGAGAACAAGCGAGAAACCACCGCUCUGCUUGCUGUACGCACACAGAGAGGACGAAACAGACAAGAGAAAGAUCAGGAGAAGAGGGAUCGAUCCGUGUGCUCCAUCGUUCGUCAUGAGGCCGAUCAGAGCAGGCGAGGCGAUGGUGGCGGUCGGCCACGGCGCGCACCCGGCGUUCUGGAGGACGCCGACGCCGUACCUCCUCCUCGGCUUCGCGCUCAUGAUGGGGAUCAUCGCCGUGGCGCUGCUCGUCCUCGUCUGCACGGACAGCAAGCCGUCCGGGUCGUCGUCGCGGCGGGGAAGCGCCGGCGAGGACGCGUCGGCGCGCGGGAUGGCGCCGCUCGACAGGGAGCCCAAGGUCGUCGUCAUCAUGGCCGGUGACGACUUGCCGUCCUUCCUCGCCAGCGCCAGGCCGUUCGCGUUCCCCGCCGUAAACGCCGACGCGGGGGAACCGCGAAACGCGGACGCGUCGUAGGCGCGGCGCGGCGCCGCGCGCACCCGUGUCCCCUCUGCGGGACGCGGGGCCAAUUUUGGUCGUCAGAUUUUCUCCUAGGAUUUUCUCCGCGUGUUCUGUCUGUAGAAUCUAAUUAGCAGAGAAGAUAGAGCUGUAGUUUGCGUUCUUGGUGAGGUGAGCGGCGCGCAUGGCGUGAGCGCGCCGGCGGCGCACGUUGAGAUCUGUGAGUGAACGCGAAUGGAAUUUUGGCCUGCAUAUUCAAUAAAUGCAUGACGCUCGCUUGGCUGCUCUCCA